AAAAUGGAUUAUUACUAUAGUGAUGAUCAAAGUAAUGAUGCUGAUAGUUUGAUAAUGGCACCUAAGAUAAAUGUAGACUACAAUUUUCAUGAGAAAGAAAGUUUCCCCUCUGUCAGGAAAUCAGUAGACUUCAGCAACGAAUAUAUAGUUCAAAACAUUGUUGAUAGUCCGAAGAAGAUGCCUAAAAAGCAGAAAGUGAGCCUUUCUCUUUCUACCGCCACUUUGCCAGCAAAGCUACUAUAUAGGCGCUUUUCGCCGAGCAUAAUCAACAAAUGCUAUAACAAUCCGAAAUCUGUAAAAUCUUCCAAAUAAAUUCACUCAAAAAUCAUUAUCAUCUGGGCGUGGACCCUCAUUCAAAGACUACAAGCUGCCAAAGACGAUUGUAAAGUUCAAUUUUUCAAUUUCAACUACAACAAAAUCCUGUGGGAGAAAGUCUCAUUUUGAGGAAUUCGCGAAGAAAUAAGACUCAGGUUUUUACUCCAAGCAAGCUGAAUAUCCACCAGGCGUGGGAACUCCUCAAGUCUAAAUAAAGGUAUCCCAGGUGCGAAGAGGAGCACCUUGAUCGAUGAGAUUAUCAAGCGCAGUAAGGAAAUCACCACUCCUGUGAGGUAUGGAAUGAAGCAUAGAAUCAAGGUCAAUGGAGUUUCACAAAAUAAAGCCCCAAAGCAUGGGUACUUUGAUGAUAAACUCACCAAUGCAUAUAAGACUCCAGGGGUUAGGUCUAGGUACGAUUCUGAUAAAUACAGGCGGAAUUUCUCAUCAUUAGCUCAAUUUGGCCGUCUAUCUCGCAAGAUAAAGACUCUUAAAUAAUAUUGAAACAUUUCAACGUAAGGAUAUAAGAUAG
Molecule: messenger RNA, 844 nt
Organism: Moneuplotes crassus
Lineage: Eukaryota; Ciliophora; Spirotrichea; Euplotida; Euplotidae
Source: the annotation of a GenBank genome assembly